Miscanthus lutarioriparius is the source of this 639-nucleotide messenger RNA. The record is from the annotation of a GenBank genome assembly. NCBI's taxonomy places the organism in Eukaryota, Viridiplantae, Streptophyta, Magnoliopsida, Poales, Poaceae.
AUGGAGGAGGCAUCAGCGAGGGAGCGGAAGAGGCCGCGCGAGGGCGAUGCGAGCGAGGGCGACGCGAGGAUGCGCGAGGUAUGGAAGAGGCUGCUCGAGGCGGCGUCCGGGAAGCCUCGGUACACGUACCUGCCUAUCGCCGACACCCUCAAGGUUCCCGGCGUCCGGGUCUGCCUCUUCGCCGUCGUCGCUGAGAUCGGCGCCGCCGUCCACAGCCGUGGCACGGAUUUCACUGUUACGUUGAGGAUUGUGGAUGAAUCACGCAAGGCUGGAAUAUCUGCAACAUUUUUUGCUGACAACACUGCCCUAUUGCCCUGUGUCAAGUCAAGUGGAGAUGUGAUCAGUCUCCACGACGUCGUGAUACAGCAUCAUGGGGAGUUCUGUGUUACAUUUAACAAAAAGUUUUCUUCAUUUGCGCUGUUUGAAAGCAAAGUAUCUGCUGAGUGCAGCCCAUAUCAGACUUCUAUGAAAUGUCAUGGCAGGAAACAUGACAAAGAACUGUUAACCCAGAUGAGAACGUGGCUACCCAAUAAUCCUCUAGUUCGGAUGCUGAGGCAGUUGAAUCACCCCUUCUACUUGAAGGACUACCUCUACCCAGGGAGGUUUUAUGCACAAUGCCAUGUGUCGGAACUGUUCUGA